Rhodamnia argentea is the source of this 1603-nucleotide messenger RNA. RefSeq names its product lysM domain-containing GPI-anchored protein 2-like. Bases 188 to 1231 code for a protein of 347 amino acids. The record is from RefSeq and is a predicted model, not a curated record. NCBI's taxonomy places the organism in Eukaryota, Viridiplantae, Streptophyta, Magnoliopsida, Myrtales, Myrtaceae. The transcript is spliced from 4 exons.
CCCAAAGUCUCCGGUCAACUCUUGCUCAUCGUCAUGCGCUCGUUUUCUUCUUUGCUGCUUCGCCACCAAUUCAAGCGUCGCCAUUCCAUUUUGCUCCUCCUCUAACAGAAACCCAACCCUCACCGAUCCUCGCAAAAAGAAGGAACAAAUCUUUCUUAGAGAGAGAGAGAGAGAGAGAGAGAGAGAGAUGAGGUGCGUCGCGGUGCUCGUGUGCCUCUCCGUCCUCCUCUGCGCGCUCGCACCGGCGACGCACGCCCUCGGCUUCCGCUGCACCUCCCAGCCUGAGGCCACUUGCCAGGCGCUGGUCGGCUACAAAUCCCCCAACACCACCACUGUCAAGUCCAUCCAGUCCCUCUUCGGCGUCAAGCACCUCCACUCCCUCCUCGCCGCCAACAACCUCAGCCCCACCGCCCCUCCCACCACCACCGUCCAGGCCCAAGACACCGUCAUCAUCCCCUUCACUUGCAGGUGCUCGAACGGGUCGGGUAUAUCGUACCCUGGCCCCGUGUACACAGUUCAGAAGGACGACGGCCUCUACUACAUCGCAUCGAUUGUGUUCUCGUACCUGCUGGUGUACCAGGACAUCCAGCUAGUGAACCACAUCGAGAACGCCAACCUCAUCAAAAUCGGGCAGCAGCUGCGGAUCCCGCUGCCGUGCAGCUGCGACCCAGUGGAUGGGCAGAGGGUGGUGCACUACGCCCACGUGGUGGCGGAGGGAAGCUCUGUGGAGGAGAUUGCCUGGAAGUUCGGCGUGCCGGAGCAGACCCUGCUGGACCUGAACGGGUUGGCCAACGCCAUCGAUCUCAUGGCCGACACGGCUUUCGACGUCCCUCUUGAAGCUUGUACCUCCAAGAUCAGUAACGGAUCGCUGGACGCCUCGCUGCUCGUGCCGAACGGCUCUUACGCCUUCACGGCCAACAACUGCGUGCAGUGCAGCUGUGAUUCCGUGAACAACUGGACAUUACAAUGCCAGCCCUCCAAGAUUGCGGCUUUGGGUGAUUCGACGUGCCCGUUGAUGCAGUGCCCGGGUGCCGAUAAUCUGACCAUCGGCAGCACGACCGUGACAAAUUGCGGCAGUGAGACGUGUUCUUAUGCCGGUUACACGAGCCAGAACACCAUCCUCACGACCCUCGACCUGAAAUCCACUUGUCCCGGUACGUGCUCCUUGCUAGCAUUUUUCAAGCGAUUAACUUUUAGUCCUCCGAUUUGUUUCGAGCGCUCCCUGUCCUAGGAUUUAGGUUUCUCCAAGAGGCCCUGAGAUCAAACGCGUAGACUACAUUCGAGCUAUGUAGACGGUAUGUCUGUAAGACGGGUGUCCCCUGCCGCUAACGAUCGACGAACUUUGUUUGGCUUCCGUCGACUUUAGCUGAUCUAGUCCGCGGUUAACUAGCAUGACAAGUCGAUCGAAAAGGUCAGAGACUGGUCGAGCGCGUGUCCUGAUGAAGUCCGAGUAGUUUUAAUGCCGAGAUCACACGCAUGUGCGCACCUGCUAUAGUGUCGGGCCGAAUCGUGUCGAGCGUCGCUGAUUUUGUCUACUUUGCUCGUCGCAUUCUUGGUCUCUGUACCCGGAAACUCACCCGAUGUAUAUCUGUUGUUGGUCGUU